Messenger RNA from Pyricularia grisea, 213 nucleotides. RefSeq lists its product as uncharacterized. The record is from RefSeq and is a predicted model, not a curated record. Lineage: Eukaryota; Fungi; Ascomycota; Sordariomycetes; Magnaporthales; Pyriculariaceae. The transcript is spliced from 2 exons. Bases 1 to 213 code for a protein of 70 amino acids.
AUGGCAGCCGGUAGCCGCAGCAGCCCAAACCAAGCAUCGCGGAAGCAUCUGUGCGUAAAGACCCGCCACAUAUGUCAGCUUUCGGGUCUGAGCCAUCUCUUUUGCGAUAGACGCGAUGGCAGGGAGACGAUCGCUAUCAAAGCACCCAGGCCCGAUCUUUCCAGCGGCUACUCUCAAGGUCAGACGAGAGAUUAUGCAGGCCCUCAGGUGUGA